GGUUUAUGUUGUGUGGUGGUUGCCCUAUAUCCAUCUGUUUGGGCGAUUGAAGGAGAAGGAUGGCUUGCGUAUCUCUGUCUUGCUUGAGCCAAGCGUCUCUGUCCGGUUCACGGGGUUCCACUCCCACAAAGAAUCCAAUCAUCUUACGCUCCGAUGAAAGCAGCUCUAGCAGACGAACUUUGCUGCUUCAGUCGAGCGGAUUGGCAUCUCUGGCUGCCAUUUUCAACUUCAGUGGAACGCGACCUGACUAUCUUGGAAUACAAAAAAAUCCGCCGUCCCUUGCGCUGUGCCCUCCAACUCCGAAUUGCAUUUCAACCUCUGAAGAAGCAAACGAUCCAUCUCACUACGUACCUCCGUGGACGUAUAAUCCAGAAGAUGGACGUGGAAGAAAAAACCCCGCCACCAGAGAGCAGGCCAUGAAAGAGCUUCUCGCUGUUAUAUCUUCAACCAAGCCGGAAAACUAUACUCCAAACAUCGUCAAGAACACUGACGAUUACGUCUACGUUGAGUAUCAAUCUCCCUAUCUGGGUUUUGUAGACGAUGUCGAGUUUUGGUUCCCGCCUGGGAAUCGAUCGCUGGUUGAGUACAGGUCGGCUUCUCGCGUGGGAUCGUCGGAUUUCGAUGCUAAUCGCAAGAGAAUCAGAGCUUUGCGAAAGGCGCUGGAGAAGAAAGGCUGGCAAUCGAUUGGCUUCUAAGAAUGUAAAACUUCCAAACCUCCGCGACCACUGCUCCAAAUGGCGCGACCAACUUUCCGCAAUAAUUUACUCCACAGCUGAUCUCUCCCAAUGAUUCUGUGCUUUUGGAACGUUACUGUUUCCUGCACUGACUCAAUCAAACGUAGUCUCCAGCGAUCCAUAUCCAAACUUGUGACAAUUAAAAUCUCUCAAUCUCUCUUUUCCUUCCUUA
Selaginella moellendorffii is the source of this 906-nucleotide messenger RNA. RefSeq lists its product as uncharacterized. The transcript is spliced from 8 exons. The coding region runs from base 60 to 695 and encodes 211 amino acids. The record is from RefSeq and is a predicted model, not a curated record. Lineage: Eukaryota; Viridiplantae; Streptophyta; Lycopodiopsida; Selaginellales; Selaginellaceae.